AUGGUUUGUGGCCGCAAGCUCAUCUGCGACGCGCGGAACACUGCCAUACUAGCAAAUCACGACGUUGCAGGCUAUGGACUCGUUCAGGUUCUUGUGUCGUUUGUACUCUCGGCUCUGCUUACAGUCGGAGCUGUGAUAUGUGCGUAUCUUUCGGAUUCAAUGCCCGAAAAGUACCUUAGCAAAACGGACGAGGCCUUCAUCAAAGAGUUCCAGCGUAUCAAGAAGAAUCUGCCAUUCCGCCUUUUGCCCGCCAAGUUACGUCCACCACCUACUGAACGACAGGGAAAGCUCAGUCGGGAGAAACGUGUGGAAGCAUUCGACCGCUUCAUAUUGUCCUUGAGCGACCAAUAG
Alternaria burnsii is the source of this 351-nucleotide messenger RNA. RefSeq lists its product as uncharacterized. The coding region runs from base 1 to 351 and encodes 116 amino acids. The transcript has 2 exons. The record is from RefSeq and is a predicted model, not a curated record. Lineage: Eukaryota; Fungi; Ascomycota; Dothideomycetes; Pleosporales; Pleosporaceae.